This is a messenger RNA of Alexandromys fortis (reed vole), 566 nucleotides long. It is a transcript of the gene Scrg1, whose product is annotated as stimulator of chondrogenesis 1. NCBI's taxonomy places the organism in Eukaryota, Metazoa, Chordata, Mammalia, Rodentia, Cricetidae. The record is from RefSeq and is a predicted model, not a curated record. The transcript has 3 exons. Gene Ontology annotation, cellular component: neuron projection terminus; Golgi apparatus. Bases 119 to 412 code for a protein of 97 amino acids.
ACCGCCUCCCAGCACCUCCUCUCUCCUCCUUUGCCCAGACUACCCAGUGAGCUGAAGCCUUUAAGAAGAUUCCUCUGCCAGUAAGACUGAAAAGAAAGUAAAAGGAACAAAAGCCAAGAUGAAGUUGGUGGUGCUUGUCACCCUCGGGCUAACUUUGCUGUUGGGAGCCCAAGCCAUGCCUUCAAGUCGCCUUUCCUGCUACAGAAAGAUGCUGAAAGACCGUAACUGUCACAGCCUUCCAGAGGGCAGAGCCGACCUGACGUUGAUCAACCCGAAUGUCCAGCAUCAUUUCUGGGAUGGGAAGGGAUGCGAGAUGAUCUGUUACUGCAAUUUCAGCGAACUGCUCUGCUGCCCAAAAGAUGUCUUCUUCGGACCAAAGAUCUCCUUUGUGAUCCCCUGCAACAGUCCCUGAGGAUCUGCAUGCAUUCUGGAGAAGGCGGUCCCUAAUUUCCCACCAACUGCAUCCGUGUAGCUACAGUUGUGAUUUCCAUCGUGUACGAAAGCCCAAAUUGUAUAAAGUCGCACUUGCCCUAGUAAACCUGGCUAAAGCAGCAAUAAAAGUUACU